AUGAUAGGUCCUAAAGAUGUCUACCGCCGAGAAUGCGAGGCUCUUGAUAUUAUACCAAAUAGUGGAUUGCUCCGUAUGUUACCAGAUACCACUGUACAGAUAGAAGGUGUAAGCGUGAUGCACUUUGGACGUAAUUAUCUUGGUGAUCGUGGCAUUCUUCCGCUACUCGAGGUGAUUAUACAAGCCAAAUCUCUACAUACACUCAAUCUACGUGAUAACGGAAUAGGAAAUGAUGGUGUUCGGGCACUUUGUCGUGCAUUGCGUCAUCAUCCUUCUUUACGGGUAUUAGAAUUAAGUGGUAACCCUUUUACCUAUUUGGCAGCCCGACAGUUAGUUCAUUUAUGUGAAGAUAGUGAUACGAUUACCUUUAUUGGAAUGGAGAAUACACUUAUGACAGAGCCGCUUAGAGUAAGCAUUUUACAUCGUCUGGAAAAAGCUUUGAAACAUCGUGAAGAUAGGAGAUUUGUAUCUACUGCACGAGAAAUUUAUGCUAAUAGUCCUGCUAUUGCUGGUCUUAAUACAUCUGCUGUGGGUCCAGCUGUUAAUUCUUCUUCUUUUGGUAGUGCUACUUCAACACCAAUAGCAGCAUCACAUGUUACUCCUAUUAUCGCAGAGGAUGAAAGUGUGAUACGCAAGUUAUCUGGUUUAGCCGCGGUUGAUCCUGCUUCAUUGUUUCCCCAACGAAACUCCCGUAAUAAUUUUUUAUCUGGUGAAAUGAAGGGUGAAAAUUCACUUACACAAAAUGAAAAAAGUGGAGCAAACUCAAUACAUUCUUUACAACGUCCACCACUUGCUACUCCACCUUCGCAAGAGCUAAAAACCGCCGUUCCUGAAUGGUUUGAUAUGGAUGACGACAGCGAUGGGGCAGAUAAUGUAGAAGUGGAAAUAGAUCAAGUAUAUGAAGAUGAGCCAAUGGAUGAUCCAGUGUCUCAGUUACAAGAGGAUAUGGGAUCAGUUACUGAACCAUUAUCUACUACAGUAAAAGAAGAAACUGUACGCUCGUGUGGGGAUUCAUCUGUUGCUUUGCCUCCUCUAGGGGAGGAGAGAUGUACGGAUUCUGUACCAGAUGCUGAUACUUUAAAACCAUCUUCGGUUGUUAAUGAUCCUGCAAUGGAUUGGUAUAACGAGGGUGAAGAAGGAGAGAAGAAGCAGGAAGAGCAGAUGAAUAAAUCAGAGAAAAAGGAUUUUCUUGAUCUUCUCUUUGGUGACGAUGGCAAUUGA
Messenger RNA from Trypanosoma theileri, 1221 nucleotides. RefSeq names its product putative calpain-like cysteine peptidase. The coding region runs from base 1 to 1221 and encodes 406 amino acids. Gene Ontology annotation, molecular function: GTPase activator activity; small GTPase binding. The record is from RefSeq and is a predicted model, not a curated record. Gene Ontology annotation, biological process: activation of GTPase activity; nucleocytoplasmic transport. The transcript has a single exon. Gene Ontology annotation, cellular component: nucleus; cytosol; perinuclear region of cytoplasm. Lineage: Eukaryota; Euglenozoa; Kinetoplastea; Trypanosomatida; Trypanosomatidae.